Molecule: messenger RNA, 2846 nt
Organism: Pseudophryne corroboree (corroboree frog)
Lineage: Eukaryota; Metazoa; Chordata; Amphibia; Anura; Myobatrachidae
Gene: SIAE
Product: sialic acid acetylesterase
Exons: 10
Coding region: 252-1709 (485 amino acids)
Biological process (GO): carbohydrate metabolic process
Molecular function (GO): sialate O-acetylesterase activity
Source: RefSeq, a predicted model, not a curated record
GAGACCUGCAAAACAUGCCCUGUGUGGGGUCCUGAGGACUGAGUUUGAGAACCUGUGAUCUAGAUAAUAGAUCAGAAAGAUGUCUCCACACAGGUGACUGCAACCAUUACCUGAGAGGGAAGUCCAGGAGCAGAGCAUGUACCUGGUGAAAGGGUCAUGUUGGAGGGUCUGUGACUUCUGUACUGUAUGAGGUUACUUUUCUACAUUGUUUGGGUGCCACGUUCAGGUUUGCGUCUUACUAUGGCCACCAUAUGGUUUUGCAGCAGAAGCCAGCUCACGCCCUUGUCUGGGGCUACGGAGAGGUGGGAGCCCAGAUAACGGUCUCUCUUCUGCGAGGAAUGGAAACUGUCCUGAAGGGAGCUGUGAUUAUCAAUGAUGUUGGUACCUGGAAGGUCCUGCUGAACCCGAUGGAUUUUGGGGGCCCCUACCACUUGGUGGCCCAGCAAAACUACAAGCAAGAAAAUACAAGUAUCCACUUGGACGACAUCCUGUUUGGCGAUGUCUGGAUUUGUAGCGGACAGAGCAAUAUGGAGAUGACUGUGUCCCAGAUUUUCAACGCUAGCAGCGAGCUGGCUAAAGCCUCGCAUUAUCCCAAUGUUCGGUUAUUCACGGCGGCACUAGUAACAGCCGAUGUAGAACUUCCGGACCUGGCGAAGGUGGACUUGGCGUGGUCGGUCCCAACCGCUCAAAACCUUGGACAAGGCGCUUUCACCUAUUUCUCCGCCGUCUGCUGGCUGUUUGGUCGCCGUUUGGCGCGCAGGCUGAAGUAUCCGAUAGGACUUGUGGAAUCGUCAUGGGGAGGAACGCCGGUCGAGGCCUGGUCAUCGAAAACCGCGCUGGCGAAGUGCGGACUCUCUGAGACUGGCCAAGAUGUGACCCAGAGUUUUGAGUCCUCAGACUGGAUAGGCGGUCCGUGUGUUUACUCCGUCCUCUGGAACGCCAUGAUCCAUCCCCUCCUCAACAUGACCAUUAAAGGAGCCAUAUGGUAUCAAGGGGAGGCGAACACUGGCAUGAACACCAACCUCUACAACUGCACCUUCCCCAAUCUCAUCAAGGACUGGAGACGCUCCUUCCACGAGGGCUCUAAGGGACAAACUGAUCCCAACUUCCCCUUCGGGUUUGUCCAGCUGAGCACAUACCAGAAAGGGGUUUUAAAAGACAAUUUUCCGGAAAUCAGAUGGCACCAGACGGCUGACUAUGGAUAUGCCCCCAACCAUAUGAUGCCGAAUACAUUUAUGGCCGUGGCAAUGGACCUCUGUGAUGAGACGUCUCCGUAUGGCAGCAUUCACCCGAGGGAUAAGCAAACGGUAGCAUACAGGCUGUCCCUGGGGGCACGAGCUAUUGCAUACGGAGAGCGGGAUGUCUCCUUUAAGGGUCCAUUCCCAGUCACCAUCGAUGUCUAUUAUGACUAUUCAUACAUGAAUAUAACCUACGACCAGGACCUAUUAAUAACUCACACAUGUGACAAGAUAUUUGAGGUACUUUGCAGCAACAAUAAGGAUGAAGAAAGUUACUUCUGGGUCCCGGUUCCAGCAACACUAAUAGCCUCCUCUUCUAAAGUGGUCACCGUCGCGUUUAAAGGCUGCCCCCACAUCUCAGGGGUCCGGUAUGCCUGGUCCGACUGGCCCUGUGAAUACAAACAGUGUCCAAUUUACAGUGUCCGCCACGGUCUUCCUGCUCCCCUAUUCAUAAAGUACUUCCAGAAGUGACACUAAUUAUAUAUAUUUUUAAUAUCUGUAGUUUCUUGGGGACACAACGGAUGAAAUCAUAUUUUAGUCACAAUUUGUGGUGAUUGUUCUUUGGGUUAAUAAGGAUUUUAGAAAAUCGGAAAACUGCCAAAUCACAAACCUCUUAUGAUCUUACGACGUACCCCAACAUAAAUGUUUCAGCGGGACAAGGCCGCGCCUCCUGCGAAAGACGGAUUUUGCGCAACUUGCAGAACUGGAUGGAUCUCAAGAUGUAAUAUAUAUGCGCCAGGUUUACGCCGGGCGACCUGGGUGACUGUUACCGGUAAAUGCUGAAGCUGUAAUACCGAAGAGUACUUUAAUGAAGUGUCAUAUACAUAAGACAGUCUGUACCCGGACAGUGUUUUUUAGAAGCUCUAAAGUCGCAUUUGCUAAAUAGGAUACAAUUAAAUACAGAGCAAAUGCAACUUUAAAGUACUAAUUAGGUUUCGAUUAAAUACAAACGCCUGUUUCCUUCCAUUCCUCUAUAUGAGGUCUUCGUUCCUGCCUCGUACUGAACGCAGAGGACAGGUAAAUAAUGUGAGUAGAUCGCAGUAGCCGCACGAAUAAGUCACCGCGCCAGUGGUCGGAAUAAGACUCGCUCAGCGGAGCGGCUGUUUAUACCACAUACGGUAAUGCAUGUGAUGUUAAUAACAUGUACUGUAUGCAGGACUACGUAUUAACAACUGGACUGCGCUGGUACGUGGACAGGGCAGCCACCGGGGGGGGACUGUGGGGACUAGUGUCCCGGGAUCCUAAUACCAAUACCUGUAGAGCUGCAGAGUGAAGACUUCUUGAAAGAAGCCUUCAACUGCGCAUCAGCUCUCUGUGAACCGUUCCUGUAGGUCCGCAACACUCCACCUAUAUGUAAUAUUACAAUAUCUGCCAUCACAUAGGUGUGAAGUGGUGUUGCAGAAUGUUAUUUUUUUGGGGGGAGGGGCCCUGUCUCUUUUGUUAGUCCCGAGCCCGACAAUUUCUGAUGGCAGCACUGUACGUGGAUACACCCAGUGGACACAGGAUUGUAGCAUUCAUUGUAAGUCAUAGCAGUGAUGAUUUUGUGUACUGUAUGUACAAUCUGGGACUGCCAAUUUAUGUGAUCAUGCAAUAAAGGGCAUUAAAUUA